AUGGACAGGAGUCUCAGACAUGUCCUCUGUACUGACAGGAGUCUCAGACAUGUCCUCUGUAAGGACAGGAGUCUCAGACAUGUCUUCUGUACGGACAGGAGUCUCAGACAUGUCCUGCCCUGUCCAAGUCCCUCACACCUGCUGUGUCCCUCAGACCUGCUGUGUCCCUCAGACCUGCUGUGUCCCUCAGACCUGCUGUGUCCCUCAGACCUGCUCUGUCCCUCAGACCUGGUGUGUCCCUCAGACCUGCUGAGUCCCUCAGACCUGCUGUGUCCCUCAGACCUGCCCUGUCCAAGUCCCUCAGACCUGCUAUGUUCCUCAGACCUGCUGAGUCAAUCAGACCUGCUGUGUCCCUCAGACCUGCUCUGUCCCUCAGACCUGCUGUGUCCCUCAGACCUGCUGUGUCCCUCUGACCUGCUGUGUCCCUCAGACCUGCUCUGUCCCUCAGACCUGCUGUGUCCCUCAGACCUGCUGAGUCAAUCAGACCCGCUGUGUCCCUCAGACCUGCUGUGUCCCUCAGACCUGCUGAGUCCCUCAGACCUGCCCUGUCCAAGUCCCUCAGACCUGCUGUGUCCCUCAGACCUGCUGAGUCCCUCAGACCUGCCCUGUCCAAGUCCCUCAGACCUGCUGUGUCCCUCAGACCUGCUGAGUCCCUCAGACCUGCUGAGUCCCUCGGACCUGCCCUGUCCAAGUCACUUGGAGCCAGAAAGCAUAUUUUCUGGUUUAUUGUUUGGUUGGGAAUGA
Molecule: messenger RNA, 744 nt
Organism: Knipowitschia caucasica
Lineage: Eukaryota; Metazoa; Chordata; Actinopteri; Gobiiformes; Gobiidae
Source: the annotation of a GenBank genome assembly